CGGAAUAUAGAAAUAGAUUGUGGUUGAAUUGUUACGUUAAAAGUCAAUACAACAUGGCGUUAACCUGGCUUUAGCUAGUUCAGCUAAAUGUCAACAGGCUAAUGUUAAACUGAACAUACCAUAGACGUUUAAACGUAGCACAUUAAAAGCAUGUCUAUUCUAGUUUAAUGUGUUUAACUUAUAGAAACUGCUGAUUAUAAACAUCACUAUGACUACUUGUUUGUUAGACCCUAACGUGACCCUGUCUCUCUAUGCCCUAUAAAAUCCGCUCUGCGAGGAGAACAGGUUCGCAUACAUGACCUGGUGACUGCCUCUGUUGUAAUUACACCAGGGUUGUCAGCAUGGAGCCUGCCUGCCGUAAAGACAAGCCAAAGCUGAACUCUACCCCUACGAGAGGAGACAGAGCCAAGCAGAAAUCUGCACAGCAGGAGCUCAAGCAACGACAAAGAGCAGAGAUUUAUGCCUUGAACAAGGUGAUGACAGAGUUGGAGCAGCAGCAGUUUGAAGCCUUCUGUAAACAGAUGCAGUCACAAGGGGAGUGAUCGCUGCCUUUUCUUCAUCUGGACUCGGACCUAUCCCCUUAUGAAAACACAAUGUGUGCAUUCUGUUACAAACUUGCAACCACACGCUUACUGAAGUUCAACCAGACAGUUUUUAUGAGUCACAUUUUUGACUCAGCCUGUAUGUGCACAGUCUGACUGUUAUGACCUGGAUUUACUAAAAGCUUUGUUUGGGAAAUUCUCCCAAAUAUGACCAAGAGGAAGAAGAAUCAUGUUCUCCAUCCAAUUACACUGACUUUCCCUUGGCCUAAAAACACCUUUGACCUUAAUUGUAUGCUAGAGCUGAGCUUGCAGGCUCUCUGUCUUACUGUCAACCCUUAAAGCUACAUGGAUUUAUUUUGAUUGAUAAGGUCAACUUGAUUAUUAGUUGUACCCCAUUUAAGAGGUAUUUCAAGUAAGUGUUUUGGAAGGACAAAAUAUAUAUAUAUAUGUUCAAUGUUAGACACCUACUAGUUAAAAACACAUUAUGAAACUUUUAUUCUUUCUUUCCAUCAAUGCAGAAAAAGGUCCUAAUUUUAAUCUUCUUAUUAAAGAGCAGAAUUAGUGACAGCUUUACCCUGAAGUAAUUACAUGUUCAAGGAAUUUGAAAGCACUGAAAAGCACAUAGACAGGAAAGAAUAACAAAAAUGAAAGAAACCCCCCUUUUUUUUUUAAUUAAACCUAUUUGUGAAAUAUGAUUAAAGAGCUGUGCAUGUGCCAUAUUUAAUGGUAUUUUAUCAGCCAUUCAAGGCUUGACAAAGCACCUGAUCCUAUGCUCCUGUUUUACAGUGUCUCUCUUAUGUCUGAAAUAAUUUCAAAAAUAGUUCAGUGUUCACCUUUUUUAUUUAUUUAUUUUCACAUUUGGAAUACUUUUGUUUAGCACUGUUGAAGGAAAUGCACAUUUUAUUGUGCAGUGCUACACUAAAAGUAAUAAUGUACAUGUCCUAAAAGCCUUUGUAUAAAAUAUUUUUGUCAAUCAGAGCCAUGUGUACAUUACUAGUAUCAUUUAGAGUUGGCGCCCACUGUUGGAUUAUUUUUUUAACUUCAUGGCUGAUAUUAAACAUUAUAAAUAAGCUCACAUUUAAGUCAAAUGAAUUUCAAAUUGAGCUAAUAUUUUUCAUGAAAUGGUAAAAUGUCUCAGUUUCAACAGUGAUAUGUUUUUUAUGUUCUAUUGUGAAUAAAAUAUUGGUU
Cheilinus undulatus (humphead wrasse) is the source of this 1730-nucleotide messenger RNA. Its product is annotated as small vasohibin binding protein. Gene Ontology annotation, cellular component: apical part of cell. The record is from RefSeq and is a predicted model, not a curated record. The transcript is spliced from 3 exons. Gene Ontology annotation, biological process: negative regulation of protein ubiquitination; protein secretion. Lineage: Eukaryota; Metazoa; Chordata; Actinopteri; Labriformes; Labridae. Bases 342 to 542 code for a protein of 66 amino acids.